Molecule: messenger RNA, 2267 nt
Organism: Numida meleagris (helmeted guineafowl)
Lineage: Eukaryota; Metazoa; Chordata; Aves; Galliformes; Numididae
Gene: APBB1
Product: amyloid beta precursor protein binding family B member 1
Biological process (GO): regulation of DNA-templated transcription
Cellular component (GO): cytoplasm; nucleus
Molecular function (GO): amyloid-beta binding; transcription factor binding
Source: RefSeq, a predicted model, not a curated record
GCCCCAGCCAUGUCGGGGGCUCUGAGCAAGCGCAGCGACCUGGCCAACGACAACAGCUGCCUGGGCCCGGGGGGGCUGAGCCUGGCGCUGCACGGCCCCCCCGAGGCGCUGCCGCCCCCCCCGGGCGCCGAGGAGCCCCCGACCACCGCCAAGUGGCUGAAGGACGGGCAGAACCUGCAGCGCCGCGCGGCCGAGCGCGACCAGAACCGCAACGAGCUGCGGCCGCCUCCCGAGCAGCUGGAGCUGAGCGCCCGCAACGCCCGCAACGCCGCCGCGGGGGGGGCCCCGCUCAUCGAGGACGAGGAGGAGGAGGACGACGAGGACGGCGACGAGGACGGCGAUUCCACGCCGGUGCAGAGCGACCCGGCCACGGGCGAGUCGGAGCCCAGCGGGGAGCGCGCGCCGCGGGAGCCGGGCCGCAGCGCCAGCCGCCUCUUCGGGCCCCGCAGCGGCACGGCCAGCGACGAGGACUCCAGCUGGGCCACGCUCAGCCAGGGCAGCCCGGCCGGCAGCUCGCCCGACGACGCAGAUUCCUUCUGGACCCGCAACUCCUUUGAGACGGACUCAGACCUGCCUGCCGGAUGGAUGCGGGUGCAGGACACCUCGGGCACCUAUUACUGGCACAUCCCCACCGGCACCACGCAGUGGGAGCCCCCAGCAGGGCUGGCGCGUGGCUCGGGGGGCAGCACCCCCUGCGAGGACCAGCCGCUCGCCUGGACUGGCUUCGCCCCGGCUGAGCGCUUCGACGACGGCGACUUCUGGAAGGACCCCGCAGCUGAGGAGGAGGUGGAUGGUGAGCCUGGAACACAGGAUGCCGAGCCGCUGGCACCAGACCCGGCCUCGCUGGGCGGCAGCAUGGCUUUGGCUGAAGAGGAUGAACCUGGCUCUAAGAGCUUCGCCGUGCGCUCACUGGGCUGGGUGGAGAUGAGCGAGGAGGAGCUGGCACCUGGCAGGAGCAGCGUUGCUGUCAACAACUGCAUCCGCCAGCUGUCCCUGCACCAGCACGACGCGCCCGGCGCAUGGGGGGGGGGCCGGGCCAUGCUGCUGCUCCUGCAGAGCCAGACGCUGAAGCUGGUGGACCCGCAGGACCAGAGCCUGCUGCAUGCGCAGCCCGUGGCCAGCAUUCGCGUCUGGGGUGUGGGGCGCGACAGCGGCAGGGACUUUGCCUAUGUGGCGCGGGACCAGCUGACGCAGAUGCUCAAGUGCCAUGUCUUCCGCUGCGAGGCCCCUGCCAAGGACAUCGCCACCAGCCUGCACGAGAUCUGCUCCCAGAUCAUGGUGGAACGGCGAAGUGCCCGGGCGCUGGCUAACGGCCUCUCCGUGGACGCCUCCAGGAUGGUGGAGAUCCCCUUCCAGGUGGAGUUCCCGGCCCCCAAGAGUGAGGUGGUGCAGAAGUUCCCCGUCUGCUACCUGGGCUGCGUCCCCGUCGCCAAGCCCGUGGGCAUGGACGUCAUCAACGCGGCGCUGGAGGCGGCGUUGGCCACCAGCAGCAAAGAGCACUGGACGCCCAUUGUGGUCAACGUGGCACCUGCCACGCUCACCAUCACCCACGAGCAGACGGAGGCGGUGCUGUGCGAGUGCCGCGUGCGGUUCCUCUCCUUCAUGGGCGUGGGCCGGGACGUGCGCUCCUUCGCUUUCAUCAUGGCCAGCGCGCCUGGCGCGUUCCGCUGCCACAUGGUGUGGUGUGAGCCCAACGCGGCGGGGCUGAGCGAGGCGCUGCAGGCCGCUUGCAUGCUGCGCUACCAGAAGUGCUUGGACGCGCGGCCCCAGGCCUCCAGCUCCUGCCUGCCUGCGCCGCCCGCCGACUCGGUGGCACGCCGCGUGGGCUCCACCGUGCGCAAGGGCGUGCAGAGCCUGCUGGGCAGCCUGAAGCCCAAGCGCCUGGGGGCACAGACGCCGUGAUGCGACGGAGGCGAGGGGAGCGCAGCCACCAGACCCCACCGCUGCCAGCAGGACGGCACUGGGACGGGGCGGCCGUGCCGGAGCCGCGUGCCCACCGGGGCGCGUGUGUGUGUGUGUGAGUGUCUCCAGGCGGGCGGCGCGGCUGCAUCCCACGUGUGGGUCCCGGUGCCGUGGGGCGGCCGUGGGGCAGGGGUCAGGCCGGAGUCCUGCCCUGCGCUUGGGGCUGGGGCGGGUGCUGCCCGCCUGAUGCAUGCAGUCUAACCUGCAGCGUGGGGGCCCUCGGGGGCUGCCCGGCUCCGAGCCGCCCCUCCUGCUGUAACAGAGAUCUGUGUUGUACUAAAUAAUUAAUAAACCCAUUCCACCAG